AUGCAGCCUCCUCCUGAUGAGACGCCAGCCCAGCACACUGCGCGUCAAAAAAGGGAGCUCGAUGCUCAACGACACAGCGACGAGAUCGACGAGGAUAUAAAACAGGAGAGAGCGGAGGCCAAGAAGCAACGUGGGGUAAUCAAAGUUUUGCUUUUGGGUCAGUCAGAGAGUGGAAAAUCAACGACGCUCAAAAACUUUCGCAUGCAAUACGCCAAGGGUGAAUGGAGCGCGGAGCGCUGUGGUUGGCGUGCCGUCGUUCAGCUUAACGUCGUGCGCUGCAUCACUACCAUCCUUCGAGUCCUCACAGAGGAGAUGAAUGGUGAUUCACCGGUUGAUUCAGAAGACGACCGAACUUCAGCGGGUCAAGACUCUAGCGACGAGGAGAGUCUUAAGGACGACAUGAAGGCGCUGUGGGAUGACAAAACGGUGCGGUUGGCCCUGAAACGUCGCAAGCUACAACUUCCCGAUUCUGUCAAUUUUUUCUUGAAAGAUUUGGAUCGUAUUGCGACUCGGAAUUACGUGGUUACUGAUCAGGACAUCGUUCGCGCUCGUCUGCGAACUGUUGGUAUACAAGAACACCGCUUGUUUUUUGAGCGUGGGCCAUGGGGCCAAGCCAGAUUUUCCCCUAUCUCUGUCUUCGACCAACGACUAGAAGAAGACUCAAGAGUCAACCGCCUUGAAGACUCAAUUAAUCUUUGGACAUCCAUUUGCUCAUCCAAACUUCUCGCAAAAACCCAACUCAUCCUUUUCCUGAACAAAUGCGAUUUGCUGCGAAAGAAACUGAAACGAGGUGUCCGUGUCAACCAAUACCUCCCUAGCUAUGGUGAUCGACCGAACGAAGUAAAUCCUGUUAUAAGAUAUUUUCGGGAUAAAUUCAAGGAGAUUCAAAAACAAUGCUCUCCGGAGCCCCGUACCACCUACAUCUAUCCGACAACAGUGACUGAUACAGAGGGCACUAUCACUACCCUAGAGUCUGUCCGCGACGGCGUCCUUCGGGAGAACCUCACAACCUCUCAGCUUAUAUAA
This is a messenger RNA of Laccaria bicolor S238N-H82, 1026 nucleotides long. RefSeq names its product G-protein alpha subunit CPG-3. The transcript has 7 exons. Gene Ontology annotation, biological process: adenylate cyclase-activating G protein-coupled receptor signaling pathway. Lineage: Eukaryota; Fungi; Basidiomycota; Agaricomycetes; Agaricales; Hydnangiaceae. The record is from RefSeq and is a predicted model, not a curated record. Gene Ontology annotation, molecular function: G-protein beta/gamma-subunit complex binding; GTPase activity; guanyl nucleotide binding. The coding region runs from base 1 to 1026 and encodes 341 amino acids. Gene Ontology annotation, cellular component: heterotrimeric G-protein complex.